ACAGUAAAAGAGACAGCGGCGUGUAAGUGUACGGCGUGAGUGUACGGUACAUCAGUGCUGACAGGAAGUCAGCCGGAGGUUUGAAUGUAAUCUUUGGGUCGACACCAAAAGUGGCCACACCUCCUGAUUGUGUCCACGAGUGGUUUCAUUGAGCGAAGUUAAUGUCCUCGCCCCGCUGUAGGAGAGAGGUUGCCUGCUGAGCGUUUUCCUCGCCUGAACACAAUGGACUGAGGGCCUUUCUUAAGAAGUUGUUCCUGAAGACGUCUUUCUUCAACCAGCCAAAAGGUUUUAACUCUCCCUUUAAAAAAAGCACAGGUCACAGGUCAAAAGAAACCCACUAAAGCCGAACUCAUGGAUUGGAAAUUCCUCGAGGGGCUCCUCAGCGGAGUCAACAAGUACUCCACUGCCUUCGGACGCAUCUGGCUCUCGGUGGUCUUUGUCUUCCGCGUGCUGGUCUUCGUGGUGGCCGCCGAGCGGGUCUGGAGCGACGACCAGGGACACUUCGACUGCAACACCCGCCAGCCGGGUUGCACCAACCUCUGCUUCGACUACUUCUUCCCCAUCUCCCACAUUCGCCUCUGGGCUCUGCAGCUCAUCUUCGUCACCUGCCCCUCCUUCAUGGUGGUGCUGCACGUGUUCUACCGGAAGAAGCGGGACCGCGAGUACCGAGCCAAGCACGGCGAGGACACCGGGCUGUACGACAACCCGGGCCAAAAGCACGGCGGCCUGUGGUGGACGUACCUGAUGAGCCUCUUCAUCAAGACCUUCUUCGAGAUCACUUUCCUCUACCUGCUGCACUACGUGUACGAAAGCUUCCGGCUGCCCAGGAAGGUGCAGUGCGACGUCAAGCCCUGUCCCAACCUGGUGGACUGCUACAUAUCCCGGCCCACCGAAAAGACCGUCUUCACCUACUUCAUGGUGGGGGCGUCCGUCGUGUGCGUGGUGCUCAACGUUUGCGAGAUCUUCUAUCUGGUUGCUUUCCGGAUGGUGACCUUGAAGAGGACAGGCAGCGUCCACACCUCGUCCAGGAAGGUGCACCCGAACGCGAACGACUGCAAGUCCUCUCUCGCCUCUUAAAAGGCGAUCAGUAAUUGUGGUUCGGCCUCUAGCUGACACACAAAUAGGUGUUUCCUUUUUCCCCUUUGAGGGCACAUUCAUUUAAAAAGUCAAGCUGAACCGGGUCUCCUUUUCCCGCUGAUUCAGCCAAUACUUUUUAUAUAAUUAUAUUGUUUUUUUGUUUGAAACAGUAUGCUUUCUGAGGAUGUUGUAAUAUUUGUUUCCAUUGAUCUAAAGAUCAUAUUACAGAUUGUGUCCAUGAACAACAAUCAAAACUGACAUCAUUUGUUUUUUCUAUUCCCCAAAAAGUAUAAACAUUGUCAAAGCACUGAAAACAUUUCUGACCACAUAAUAAAAUCCCAGCAUGGAUAAGA
This is a messenger RNA of Gasterosteus aculeatus aculeatus (three-spined stickleback), 1430 nucleotides long. The record is from RefSeq and is a predicted model, not a curated record. Lineage: Eukaryota; Metazoa; Chordata; Actinopteri; Perciformes; Gasterosteidae.